AGAAACAUCAAAAUCAGAACUGCAUAGUGUUUACAUUUGAUUCAUAUUUUUUAAAUGGGUAUUGGUAGUUCUAGAGCAGCCGCAGACAUGAGUGGACCUGUAGCAGAGUUUGUCAAAAAGACAAUUGCCAGUGACAAAAUCGUCAUUUUCUCCAAAUCUUAUUGCCCUUACUGCAAGACCGCAAAAGAACAAUUUAAAAAGCUGAACAAAAGCUUCACUGCAGUAGAACUCGAAGAUCGUGAUGAUUGUAGGGAAAUUCAAGCUGUACUUGGAGAAAUGACUGGAGCCACAAGUGUUCCCCGUGUGUUCAUUGACGGGAAGUUUGUUGGUGGUGGCGAUGACGUCAAACGUCUUUACAACAACGGAGAAUUGCAAAAGCUAGUUGAAUAAUCUGAAGUCUUUCCGCAGACUGAUUAAUGACAAUAUCAUGAAACUCUCUCGUUUUGAGUGAGGAUUUUAAAGUGUUUGGUUAGAAAAUAUUAUUUUAAUUUAUUUUAUCUUAUUUUUUUGAAAAAUAAAUAUUUUUUUAUAUGAAAUCCA
Molecule: messenger RNA, 540 nt
Organism: Culicoides brevitarsis
Lineage: Eukaryota; Metazoa; Arthropoda; Insecta; Diptera; Ceratopogonidae
Exons: 4
Coding region: 55-390 (111 amino acids)
Biological process (GO): cellular response to oxidative stress
Cellular component (GO): cytoplasm
Molecular function (GO): glutathione disulfide oxidoreductase activity
Source: RefSeq, a predicted model, not a curated record